UAAGCAUCUUUUCGAAAGUCACUCGCGUCAGGUUUGUUGUGUCAACGCACACUUUUUUUUAGAAAAAAACCACACCAAUUUUAGUAAUUUAAAACGCAUAAAGUUUAGCCGGUUGAUUGGCUGAAUACAAGGACACUUAAUUCGGAAGACACUGGGGUGAACGGUGUGAUUGGUUCUCCCGAAAUAAUUCGUAGAAAUGGCGGUUCCAAGCACAUACCGAGACCAACAUUUCAAAGGUUCCCGGGUAGAGCAGGAGCGUCUGUUGAGUCAAUCUUGCACCCUGUAUGUUGGAAACUUGUCCUUUUACACAACUGAAGAACAGAUCCAUGAAUUGUUUGGGAAAUGUGGCGAUGUCAAGAGAAUCAUCAUGGGAUUGGACAAGUUUACUAGGACCCCUUGUGGAUUUUGUUUUGUAGAGUUUUACCUGAGGAAUGAUUCAGAAAAUGCCAUCAGGUUUGUGAAUGGGACAAGACUGGAUGACAGAAUUGUGAGAACUGACUGGGAUGCUGGCUUCAUUGAAGGAAGGCAAUAUGGCAGAGGCAAAACUGGAGGACAGGUGAGAGAUGAAUACCGAACUGACUUUGAUGGUGGCAGAGGAGGAUGGGGCAAAAUGAUUCAGCAGAAGGUGGCCACAUCUGCUGCUGCUAACAAUUGAUAACAUUUCUAAAUACUGUAUUCAUUCAUCUCUGUGUGUUUUUUUUUUUAACAAAUGUCAACAAGUGUUAUCCUCAAUUAAAACAGACCAUGCUGAA
Daphnia pulex (common water flea) is the source of this 752-nucleotide messenger RNA. RefSeq names its product nuclear cap-binding protein subunit 2-like (gene Cbp20). The coding region runs from base 197 to 655 and encodes 152 amino acids. Gene Ontology annotation, biological process: mRNA cis splicing, via spliceosome. The record is from RefSeq and is a predicted model, not a curated record. NCBI's taxonomy places the organism in Eukaryota, Metazoa, Arthropoda, Branchiopoda, Diplostraca, Daphniidae. Gene Ontology annotation, molecular function: RNA cap binding. The transcript has 5 exons. Gene Ontology annotation, cellular component: nuclear cap binding complex.